This is a messenger RNA of Linum trigynum, 546 nucleotides long. The record is from the annotation of a GenBank genome assembly. NCBI's taxonomy places the organism in Eukaryota, Viridiplantae, Streptophyta, Magnoliopsida, Malpighiales, Linaceae.
AUGAAAUACAAGGAAGGCAAAUCCUUGGCGGAUCACUUGAACGAAAUUCAAGGGAUCGUGGAUCAGUUGUCCGGUAUGGGCAUAAAGAUGGAAGAUGAGGUGGUCGCUCUCCUCGUUCUGGCUUCCCUUCCAGAAUCUUGGGAGACGCUAAAAAUUUCACUUACCAACUCUGUGAAAGAUGGAGUUAUCAACAUGGAGAUUGUCAAAAGUGGGGUUCUGAAUGAAGAGAUGCAGAAAAGAUCACAAGGUGCAUCCUCUUCAUCUUCCCAGUCAGACCUUUUGGCGGUGGAUUCCAGAAGCAGAGGAAGAAGUGAAGCGAGAGGCUCGAAGCAAAGAGGCAAGAGUCGAGGGAAGUCCAACAAGUUUGCCAAUAUCAAUUGUCAUCACUGCAAGGAAAAGGGCCACAUCAGUAGAUUUUGCCCAAAGUUCAGAAACGAGAGAAGGAAGGGCAAACGAGAUGAGAACAGUGAUGAUGAUGGUGUAAACUCUGUUGAUGAGUUCAAUAUUGUCUACGAGGAAGAUGUUGUCAACCUAACAACCCAGUAG